Phycodurus eques (leafy seadragon) is the source of this 7122-nucleotide messenger RNA. RefSeq names its product TEF transcription factor, PAR bZIP family member b (gene tefb). Gene Ontology annotation, biological process: regulation of transcription by RNA polymerase II. NCBI's taxonomy places the organism in Eukaryota, Metazoa, Chordata, Actinopteri, Syngnathiformes, Syngnathidae. Gene Ontology annotation, molecular function: DNA-binding transcription factor activity, RNA polymerase II-specific; RNA polymerase II cis-regulatory region sequence-specific DNA binding. The transcript has 4 exons. The coding region runs from base 451 to 1716 and encodes 421 amino acids. The record is from RefSeq and is a predicted model, not a curated record. Gene Ontology annotation, cellular component: nucleus.
GGCCACGCCCCCUCCGCAGCAAGUCCUGUCACGUGAGUGGGUGAGGGCGGGGGGCACGUGUUUUGCCACGAGUGUCCUCACGACUCGCCUGCAACACAGGCACGUUCCUUUUCAACCCUUUUUUGUGUGCUUGGAAAAACCGUGAAGGUGAGCGGUUGCAACAUAGCCGCCGGUUGGUUUGUGGCAACUUUGUAAACAUAACCCAAAUGUCUUUUCCGAGCGCCAAGACGUCCGCAUUUGAUAUGAUUUACGUAGUCUUUUUUUUCAAAUACGUUUUAGACUGGAGUCUUUUUUUAAAUGAAGGGAGUUAAAAGAAUUAAAAAGAAUAAAAUACAAUCGAAUAAAUUAAAAAGACCACUGGCGUACUCCAUGAGGACAGUGCUAUAUACAUGACAGACUAAUCAGCCAAUCAGCUUCUACUAUGCCUCAAAUGGGCGUGGCUUUUUCCUCAUGAAUAUCCAACACUCGCUCUGUAUGGGCACGGACAACACAAAGGGGAGCAGUGUAAGUCCGCAUCUCCGUGUUCUAUCGUCGACAGACGGACUUAAACAUCGCAGAAGUUGGAAGGUGACUCAUAGUACCGUUAUAUAUAUUAUUUUAAUCCUACGGCGAACAAUGCCCGGUAAAGCAGCGGUGGCUGUCUCGCAUCAGCCCGACACAACCGUCGACCCAGCGGCUAAGAAUAAGUCUUUCCCGUUUGUCAUAAAGAAGAUUAUGGACAUCCCCCCUCCCAACAUUCUGGAGGAAGGCGACGACGAGCUCGAGAAGGAGAAGCUGGGCUCAGCUGACGAUGUGGAGGGGGGCGGGGUUGCUGCAGCCAGUGCUGGUGGGGCUCCAAGGGGGAGCGGUGGGGGCAGUGCCGGACUGGUGUCAGCCUCAUUGACCCCAGCCAUUUGGGAGAAGACUAUUCCCUACGAUGGGGAGACCUUCCAUCUGGAGUACAUGGACCUGGAUGAGUUCCUGUUGGAGAAUGGAAUCCCCGCAAGCCUGGAGGAUGAGGAGCUGCAGAAGACGCUGACACCGGACGGAGGGAAAGGCAAGAGCACCCUCAAGGUUAGGGCCAUAGCCAGCGCCGCGACGACGUCGGCAGCCACGUCUCCUCUGCAUGCUCCAGACACCUCUACGGUCACCUCAGAUCCAGAGGAAGCGGUGACUGUCACCACGCUACUGCCCGCCAAAUUGGAGGAUGACGACGACGACAAUGAUGACGAAGAGGAUCAAGAAGAGGAAUCUUUGCCACAUGAGGCAAAAGCAGCAGAAGCUGUGGAAGUGAAUAAACACAAUCAUGGUACUGGAGAGCGUAACACGGCGUCUCCCGUCAACCCGGACGACAUCGAGGUGGAUGUUAACUUUCAGCCAGAUCCGACCGACCUGGUCCUGUCCAGUGUGCCGGGGGGAGAACUGUUCAACCCGCGCAAACACAAGUUCUCUGAUGAGGAGCUCAAGCCGCAGCCCAUGAUCAAGAAGGCCAAGAAAGUGUUUGUCCCCAACGAACAGAAGGAUGACAAAUAUUGGUCCAGGAGGAAGAAGAAUAACCUGGCCGCCAAACGUUCCCGUGACGCCCGCCGUCUCAAAGAAAACCAGAUCACAGUGCGCGCCUCUUUCCUGGAGCGGGAGAACGCAGUGCUGCGACAGCAAGUGGCAGAGAUGCGGAAAGACUGCGGUCGCUGCAAGAGCAUUGUGGCCCGCUAUGAGGCCAAGUACGGCUCGCUGUAAAGACCUGGUAAAAAUUCACCAAGUAUCAAUCUGACAAAAGCAGAACUUCCUACCCCGCAGAAUUCAACACAGACACAAACACACAAGGGAAAUCUAAAUUUGCACUCUUGCUGACCUCCGGUCACUGUGUCGAGCUGCAGUUGCGGGUCCGAACCUGACGCUGGAGUGGCGGCUGCACACUGGGGCUUGGCUGGGAGCGGGUGGUCAUGGGAAGGUCUGUGGAGAGCGCCUGGCUCCUUCACUGAGAGGAAGGCAAUGACACUCCCACGGACAGAGACAAAUGGAAAAUAUGGUUGGUCUUGAGAUACUUUCAAGGGAGUCAGGAAAUAUGAAAAUGGUAGGCUUAUAACACAAAAGUCACACAAAUCAUUUUUUUUUGAAUCACUGCAUAGCACUUCUUUCCGUGGACCAAAGCAUGAGUGCCAUCAGUUGUGUAUUUAGAAUGGUGCCCACUCACCACACUUUUCCUUGCGUCGUGUAUACAUUUGUGUCUAUAAUUCCUUUUCAUUCUCAAGAAGGAUGUAGAGGCUGAGACAGAAGAAGAAUGGAGUAGAAAUCAGGUACUUGGACCUGGAAGGAGUGGAAGCAAUAACCUCAGGUGCUGGAGGAGCGGUUGCAGUGAAUCUGUUUAGUUCUUCUGUCAACACACACACACUACAUGUGUAGUCAUCUCCAGUGUGUAUUCCAUUGUUGCACUUUUUCUUAGAAGACUCUCGUGGUUGCAAGUACCUUAUCAUCACUGUGGGAGAGACGGUAGCUUAAUAGAAAACAUGCAUAAAGCGCUCGUACUCAGCUUCCAGAGCUUCAUAAAAGAUUUGAUUCAAAAUAUGCCCUUUGAGUCAAUUUCCCCCCCCCCACUAAAAUAAAAAAAUAUUGUUUUCUUUUAUUCAGGUUACUGUCAAAUGUAUAGGUUUGAAGGUAUUGAGGGCCCUCCUUUUGCGGAGGGGUAUGUAUGUAGGGAUGUUUAUUUUACUACACUCUGCAGGUAGAAGGCGCUUGGAGCCCUCACCUGCCCUUAGUGUUGUGAUGGCUGGAUUGUUCUUAAAAAAAAAAACAACAAAAAAACUGAGUCGUCCCCAAAGGCGGUGACUUCAAACCCUGUAAAUAAAUGAUCAUCUGGAGGUCUUUAUAUCCUAAAACAGGGAUUUUUGACUGUGUCUUCAUAAUCCAAUGCUAUUCCUACAAAUAGUCAGUGAGUGCUGUAUUCAUUAUGAUGGUAAUAAUAAUGCAUCCGUUGAUUUUGAUGUACAAGAUUCUUUGUUAGAUUCUUUAUAUCCAUUUGAGGAAAAUGUGUCUAAUGAAAACCAAUGACUAAGCAGGGACUCCAAUGCGUUAACUGUGUUUGUUUUUAAAAACAGAGUCAUCGUUAUAAGCGAUACUUUGUGUUCAUUCAAUAUAUAGAUACAGUAUGUGUGUGUCUAGCACACAAAGGGCAGGGUAUACUCUUACCUCAUCCACCACUUCUUGGUUUAAAAAAAGAAUUGAACAGGUGAUGGUCGGAGUACAGAACACAUGCAGUAAAUGCAGCGUAUAGUUCUGUUUGGCAAAACAUCAAAUCCUAUUUUUUUUUUUUUUUUUUGGAGUUGUCAGACUGGCUGGCUGUUUUAUUUAGCAAGUACAUUACAGACUGUUAUAAGACUCCAGUGUCUUCUACAGAUGCUGAGUUUUUUUUUUUUUUUUUGGGUGAUUGGUGGGCUUGUGCUCCAAUUGUGGCAAUAAUAUCCCGUUAUAUAUUGCUUGUUUGAAUUCGGUGGUAUUGUGUGUAAAACUACCAUGGGUUUUUUUUCCAAGAGGAAAUGCCCCAAAGUUUUCUCUGUGCUUCCAAUUUGAUCCUCUGUAGUCUAGGAUCCUAAUGCAUGAAACCCAGUGUACUUUGUCUUCUAUCAAUGUCUUGACUAUUCUACACCAAGUGUACUUAUGUCUGUAAAGCAUCACUGAAGAGCAGACAUGCUUCUGAUGGGCGUAUUAAUGCAGAGCAUCUGUAUUAUGAUGUUAUGACCCGUAUAAGAAUGCCAGCCAUCUGAGUGCGGUCCGCUUGAUUGACUCUUGGGGCAAACAUCAAACAUCCGCUGAAAAUGGCAUCUUUUGAUCACUGUGUGGAUUAUUUCCUAUGAAUUACAAAUUGAUCCAUAUGUAGAUUCACUGGAUCAGUUGGUGCAUAAGUGUUUUUCUUGAUCGUUUCAGUUUCAAGAGGGUGAAGUUUCACAGACAAUUCUUAUUUUGAGAGUUUAUUUUGUAUUGACAUUCAAACAAAAUAUGCACUCCUGUUCAUGUGUCAGUACAGCCAGUGAGUUUUUAAAUUAAAUUCAAAGAGGUGUGCAUACUUCUCACAAAGCCCCGAGAGAAUGUUUUCGAUCAUUUACUGGGGUAGGUCAGUAUGUAGCAUUUAUUUAUUUUAUUUUUUUAAUUGCUGCGAAGCAACGAAGUGAAACUAGCUUAAAGAUAACAGAUACACACUGUCAUAUGAAACAAAUUCCCAAUUCUAUGUAGUAUUGGUCUGCUCCACUAAGAACAAAAAGAGCAUUAGCAUGUGUGGUUGAAAAAGUUCCACUUCUAAAGUGUGCUGCACUUGCACCACUAAACACGUGCAAGCUCUUAUAGUUUUAUUUGUGGCUACUGCAUCUUUAUUUGAUGCACAACACAAACUAAAACAUUAUUUUUCAUGUUUAGUAAUGUGCAUGCAUAAGAUAUGCUCCUCAGUGUAAAACUUAAAUUGUCAAGCACAAACCCCAUUUAACAAUGUUUUUUUUUUUUUUUUUUUUUUUACCCGUUGGUGAUGCUAAUGUGUACAAUGGAAGGUAAAGGUAAAUCAGCCCUGUUUAGUUCUCAAACGGCUUAGUUUUUCUCCGCAUCACUUAGACUUGUUCGCUAUUUGAAGCAGCUACAAGUCCAUAAUACAGAAAAACUAUUUAAAGUUAUUAGGAGAUUUGAAAUUUUUAUUUGGCUUUUUUGGUGUUUUGCAUUACUUUGUUUCUAUAAAAAUGAUUCCUUUGGGUGUUUUUGUAUGGUCCUAACCAUGUAUGGAUACAUGACACUGCAUAGUCCUGUAUCAUGCGUAAAAAAUAAAUCCAGUUGUAAAGACAAAUGGGCUCAGUUUGACCUUGACAUGUCAUCAGACAGCUCCAUCCUCCCUUUGUGUUGACAGACACGAUAACAAAGGUGUUCUUUUAUAUGCCAUUUAUCUGCACGUGUAAACACACACGUCUUUUUGUUUGGAUGCUGCACGCGUUUUGCCGCCUCCUCACUGUUCCCUCAGCUUAUCAGUAUUCCAGAAGAGUAGGAGCUAUUGCGUAAUGAUCACAUCCACACACAGGGGAGCAGUGUUGCAUAACAGGAGUACAAAGAGGACGGGCGUGUGUAUUCAGAAAGGAAAGUCUGGGGACGCAAGCUCUGGGAAGCCGAAGAGAUAAUCGAGUGGAGGAAAUGAUGGAGGCUCUGAAGAGGGAGGGGCUUGAGGAUGGAAGAGGAACUGCUGAGGUGGGGCAAAAAAGAUGGAGAAGUGAGGGUGAUGUAGGAGAGAGUCAUGGAUGAGGCCAGUCCAGCCAUGUAUGAUAAACGUCUCAUGAUGAAAUCUCAAGUAAUAUCUUCUGGUAUGUCUCCUGCUGAGGUGGGUGCUGAGCAUUCUGGUGUCUCACCAACAGAGAUUUUCAUAUUUUCUUUGAAUAAUUGAUCAAACAUCACUGGAGUUUGUUUACUGCAAUAUUUGGAUGAGUCAUUCGAGCAUAUCGGUGUUCAAGAAGACAGGCGCUACUAGUCGGCAUUUUUCUUUAGCGCAGUGAUUCUCAAAAGUGUUACGUGAAAUAAUCAGUCCCUAAGUACAGUUCAGUUCAAUAAGUUUGCAUUUAAUCCUCGAACUCUUAAAAUUUAUAGGUACAAUUUAUUUGCAUUGCAUCUUUAAUAGCUUUUUAAAUAUUUAAGUAGAAUUUUUAACUUUGGUGUAAUACAUUUGAAUGAAAACAAAAUAAAUUGUAUUUUUCUAUAUGUAAGCACAACAUUAAUGUUCAGACUGCAUAAUGUUGCAGUGGCUUACAAAAUAUAAAUUUUAGGAAUUAAAUGUCUUGCUUUUUAUGACCCCUUACACCCACUAUGCUACUGAAUUAAAAAUGCUGUUCAUUAUGGUAGUACUUGAAGCGCUAGUCAUUUUUAGGUGGCACUUUGUGUUAAAACUUUGAGAACAGCAUGACAAAGAGACAGUCAGCUUAUUUUCCAUGCUUACUGGUCUUUUUAUUACAAACCUAAAAAAAGAAAUCGGAUACAAUUAUAAACUGCAGUAGUAAUGCCCCAUUCCAAGAAAACAGGUCAUUGCGUGAAAGACUUGUUAAACAUCUAUAAGGUGUACAGAUUUGAUACAAAAAUAGGAAAAAAUAAAAAUAGUCAGCAAAGCAAAUAACUAUUUGUAUGUUUUAAUUAUAUUAUACAUUUUAAUGUUGUCACAUAGAAAAUUUACUUUCAUAAUGAAAUAUUCCAAAGUGCAAAAUAAAACAAACUAAGAAUACAAACAGAAUACAAACCCUUGUUUGUCUUCAACCCCGAUUGUAGGAUGGCCUGCACUUAAAGAGUUUGGGGUGCUUUUCAAAUGGGUUAUUUCAAGCACACACACAAUCCAAUCGUUCUAAAUUUUAUAUGCACACCCUAUUUGGAGUUCUUUUAAGCGCAGUAAAAUAUGCAGGUAUCCCAGUUGGGCUUCCGCGGGCCAUCUCAACCGGGGCUUAAGAGUAUAACAUUCGUUUCCUUCGUCCUUCCUAUUAGAAGAGACCAAAAUACUGCGAUGCUAUUCAGGGAGAUGAGAGGUAGAAACCCACUGCAGGGUCUUUCGAAUUAUGGCCUUACAUUGCACUUGACAAGGGUGAUCCAGGAUCUGUGUAAGUGAUGACACUCUGGGAUAUGGCUAUAUCAUUGAGACCAGAGGGCCACACUUACGGGGGGGGGGGUUCCUAUGUUAGUUUUAAUUGAGAAUAAUCAGGGUCCGACUUUGUACUCAUAGUUCCAUCUUGCAAAAUUGCAUAUAAAUUCAUCUAUAUCGUGAGUUCUAGGGGAAUUUGUGUUUUCAGAUUGUAGCUAGGAGGAGGACAGUGAUUUGAACCAUCUUUUGUAAACAUUCACCUUUUCAAAACCCAGCUUUAAUACAUUUACCAAUCUCUCAUAGACUGCUGCUGUACAAGGUACAAUACACAUUCAAUAAUGAACUCUGUACAUAAUUGUAAUACUUCUAUUUAUUUUUACUCUCAGUUUGCAUAUAUUCAGGUUAAUUUCUGCAAAAAUAACUUCAGGAUGUAAGAAACUAAACAAAGAAUCUGAACAUAAGAACUUUAUAUUUACAUUUUCUCAGCCUUCAUAAUUAAUAGUUUUCAAAAACAAAAAUAUAUAGAACUAUCAGGUCUUUUUUUUUUUUUUUUUUUUUUUUUU